Cyprinus carpio (common carp) is the source of this 775-nucleotide messenger RNA. RefSeq lists its product as uncharacterized. The record is from RefSeq and is a predicted model, not a curated record. The transcript is spliced from 2 exons. Lineage: Eukaryota; Metazoa; Chordata; Actinopteri; Cypriniformes; Cyprinidae. The coding region runs from base 109 to 738 and encodes 209 amino acids.
GCAAUUAUUUAAUUAUAUAAAUUAUAUAUAUAUAGAACGCCUCGUGAAUGAGCUAAUCAAGCACAGCUAUAAAUGCAAGCUGAGCCUAAUUAACGCCAUGCUUUCCUAAUGGAUGCAGGACGUGACAGACCUGAGCUGGCCAGGAGUUAUGAGGGCCCCUCACUGUCUGACUUUGACAGAAGCUUCUGUACAGACCGGAGUCUGUCUCUAUCAGCGGUUUCAGCCGAUGGCUUCCUGAGACCAAACAAAGGCAUUGUGUUGGAGUAUCCAGAGCCCGGCCCUGCGGCUGCACCCUGUCUGAACUACUCCACAAGUCUUUUGUCGCCUUUAGUUGCCCUCAGCAAGAACGCUCUCUCUCCAGGCAGCGCCCUGAGCACCGCGCUGAGCAGUCCAGUGCAAGGCAAGUCCUCCACACCCUACGAGAGGGUCAGGUUUCAAAAGCCUGUCCUGGCCAGCUCUCUGGACCUGUCUUGUGUUGAUCUGACGACCACACAUCCGUCGUGGGAAGUGUCCCUUGUUAAGGCCAUAGUUGAGAGCCCAAAAUCAUGUUUGGAGUCCACAUGGAGUCCUAUUAACCAAUCGGCACAGUCACUGAUGUGGUCAGGAACGUCCCCUCACACAAAUGUUUCAGAGGAGCUUCAGCGCUCAUGGAAGGAGAUGGUCAGGCAGGGAUCUAAUCGGUCUUCUGCAAUCCCAGAUCUCCGAGAGGAACAGAGCUCAACUAACUUGGCCAUUUGAUCGAAACCCUAUUUUAGGUACGUGAUCCUACUCUUCA